Messenger RNA from Toxoplasma gondii ME49, 4427 nucleotides. Its product is annotated as Ferredoxin-fold anticodon binding domain-containing protein. Gene Ontology annotation, biological process: phenylalanyl-tRNA aminoacylation. The record is from RefSeq and is a predicted model, not a curated record. The transcript has 2 exons. Gene Ontology annotation, cellular component: cytoplasm; mitochondrion. NCBI's taxonomy places the organism in Eukaryota, Apicomplexa, Conoidasida, Eucoccidiorida, Sarcocystidae. Bases 1593 to 4172 code for a protein of 859 amino acids. Gene Ontology annotation, molecular function: ATP binding; phenylalanine-tRNA ligase activity; tRNA binding.
CAAAACUCCCACAACAGAAUGCUUUUUUGAGAUUUCAGCCUCGUCUUCAGGAACCAAGUAGUCGACGGUCUUUUUUUCCAUGGGAGGUCUCGCAUGACUGUUGUGGUCUGCGUACUCGAUGAUGCAAGAAGCGGGGACAGGUAUACAACAUGGGUGGCAGUUUUGGAUAUUUGUAUGGAAAAACAAGAGAAAUCGAAUAGCCGGAAGAUGAACAGGGUGAUGUAGAGUUCUUGGAACGAAGUGUUCCAUUUUCCCCAAUGUGUUUUACGUGUUCAAGGGAGUUGUGCGGUGUGAGUAAUCGUCUUGUGCAGCAAGCUGUGCAGCUUUUGCUCAAUUUGCCUUGCCUAUUGGGAGGUUCUGCACAAUUAGCGAAACUCUUGUGCAACUUUUGAACAUGCAUCCGGUGAUAUUCAGCGUUUCCCGCUCAUUUUCAAAACUGUUUUUUUGUCCCGGUUAUUGCGUGGUGCGUGUCGUCUUGGAAAGGUUCGCACCAUGCGGGCGCGACUGACUAAAUUUGUGGGUGCGGUACCGGCGCUUCUUAUGUUUCGAAAACACAUGUCGCUUCUCUGAGGAAAGUAGCGGAGACUUCCUAUAGCGGACCAUGACCAGGAGGUUUUUGCGACAACUCAUUCUAUUCAAAGGGAUGCCGCGUGGCGAAGCCGGGGCUGACAGUCACGAUGAUGCGGAGCCCACUGGAACGUCUGUGUGGCAAACAUCAGGUGCUAGAACUGUUCCCACUCUGCUAUCAUCCAUUGCAACUCAAAGACUUCUCCUUCCUCGAUCGAGCUGAAUCACCAGUCUGCAAGCGAAGGCCACGAGUUCCAUCGCCCCCGACAGCUGUUUGGCCACAGUGAAUCGCUCUCGAGCGUGCAAGAAGAUAGGGAUGUUUUCAUCACACUGCGAUUGCCGGAAGUAGAGAAAUGCAUGCACACAUGGAGUUUGCCGACGAUUCGUCGUGAAACUGAUACCGCUUGAUGGCUCCGCCAACAAAUUGCCAGUUCUCGGAGACGAAUUAAUAUGAUUUACCUGGAACCGUCAGCUUUGAAGACUUGUAGGGGGGGGAAACCAGGUACACAUGGGCGGGCAAAUGCUGUCGUUACCCCAUUUUUUCUCUGCAUGCUGCUUCGGUCUUGUGCAUUGCAUUCGCCAGGACCAAAGGACAGGGUCGAUGCAGAGUUGAUGUCGUUCAAUGCGCAUACUCUUGGUGCGUGAUAGAAUGCCUCAAAAACGAGCGUGGCUGCAUUUGUCCGAAAAGGUUGUCAUCUCCUAUCGACGUGUAACAAAACCCCUCUGGUCUUAAUGAGUAGCCUGGUGCCCGGGCGAACAAGGCUCUCUAGUCGGUUCUCCCGGAAGUACCGUAUCGUCGGGGCCGAGCUUUAUCAAAUAGUCUUUGAACGCGUUUCUCCUUUUCUCUUUUUGCAACGUAGUUGAACGCAUGUCGCAAGUUGGCGGCGGGGUCAUUCAAAUUGGAGCCAAUGCCCGGAACGAGAAAUACUCGAGUGACCAUGUCACCUCUCUGCAUCUACACUGGUAGUUUCACGGUCUGAGAUUUCUCUAGUGUAUCUGUGACUUUCAUUGCCACUUUGUGCGGUAUGUGGCCGUGCUGGCCGUCUCUAUUUGGCGAGGCGGGAUGGCCGACUUCUUUCCGAGUCCCCCCGGUGCCUUUUACAUCCUCAGUUUCCUUUAGACCUGCCCGGACACAUCCCAGAGCUGCAGAAGUUUCACCUAGGGCUUUUGUGCUUUUGGCAUCUUUGUGUGCAUACGCCGUCGACCACCGACGUGCCAGCUAUGAAAAGUUUGUCUCGCAGCCUUUCGCUUUUCUACCGGUGCAUCUUUCGUCCCGCCCACUCCCGUCGCCGAUGCGUGUUUCGACAAGGACCUCCUUACUGAAAUGUUUGCACCAAAGCGGGGUGGGCAGUUGGUACGGUUCUGCACUUGCGCGCCCAGCGUCAAGAAAUAUCGCGUCGCAGAUGGUGUCUCUACGGGAGGGGCAGUUAUCCACCACUCCAGAUCGUUGCCAUACUGAGCCACUUCACUCGAGAAAGUUGGCGUACCGGCAAAUUGUCAAUUUCUUUCCUCAGAAAAAGAAUGCAGUCCGGGCGGAACGGACUCCUGUAUGCCGUUUUCUCUCCUGUCAGACGCAACAAAAGAGUGGGAGCUGCUGCUCCAUACAAGCCCCUGAAGCGGCGACACAGUCGUACGCAAAUGAACAGGCUGGAGGCGCAAAAUAUUCGCGGCCUCCGCAUAUUCCCGCCUCCGUAUGGGAGAAGCUGAACCGCCACUUGCACCGACAGGCUGACAACCCGAUAGGCAUUCUGAAGAAGCAGAUUGACUCCUUUUUUUUGCAGGAAAACGACGCUCUCUUAAAGAAUGAGAACAUUUGGAACGAGGCCAGAAGUUCUCUUCUUUUCCCCUCUUUUCUUUGGCAUCAUGCCAGAACGAGUUUCGAGCAACCGAGCGAAAGUUUGGAUCCCAUCCUGCAAGAGAGCCCCAUCGACCAUUUGGGUUGUUCCUGUGGUAAGACACCGGAGUCCGGUGCAUCGUCGCUGAUGUCGGACUCAUCGCAAUCGUCCGCUUUUUCUUCCGCUCCACUGUCGAGUUCAGGCGCUCCCGUACAUGCCUCACUGAAAGAAGCGACAUGCGAUACGGGCGACUGUUCGGGUUCUCCGCUUUUCGCACCGUUUCAACUCUUUGACGAUUUCUCUCCCUUCGUGACCUGUAGACAGAAUUUCGAUUCUCUAUUAGUUCCGCUGGACCAUGUAAGCCGCUUGCCAUCAGACACGUACUAUCUCGACAACAGUCCACAUGCGUUAGCCGGAAAGGGAACUAACAGUUCCACACCUGCGGAUCAAGAGUACAAUCCGAACCGUGUUCUUCUUCGGACGCACAGCACGGCGCAUCAGCGGGACCUUAUCGACGCAGGUGUUGAAGCGGCUGUUUGGACGGCGGAGGUGAUUCGCCGCGAUGAGAUUGAUCGUUUGCAUUAUCCCGUCUUUCAUCAGACUGACGGAUUUCGCUUGUUUUCCGGAAAACAAAUGCGACAGCUUAGGCGUGAGCAUGCGCUCCUUCUGAAGGCAGUCACUCACUUUGCGGGCGACAGUGACGCUGUGAGGGCCGACACCGGCGACGGGAAACACACAGGGCGUGACGAAGUAGCCGGAAGAGAUGAGCUGGCGGCUUGGAUUCGGAAAUCGCCAUGCCUAACCCCGUCCAACCCUUUCUUAGACAAUCCAGUGAUGAUUCACCUUCAGCUGACGCUCGAGAGACUUCUUCGGCACCUCUUGGGACCGGAGGUACGCAUGAAAUGGGAUUACAAUACAUCGUUCCCAUUCACAGCUCCCUCUGUAGAGCUUUACGUUGCCAGAGAUCUGACACAUAGCAAGUCAGCAGGCGAGGGAAGUGGAGAGACAGAUGGAGGGGACUCAGAGAACUGGAUGGAAGUGUUAGGUGCGGGAGAAAUUCGCUCCGAACUUUUAGAAGACAAACACAAACAGUCGUCACGUGCAUCCGCAGACAAGAAGGCCCACCCUGUGGUUGCCAGCAUGGGCAACAGUCCACUGACGGACAACUCAGAGCAUCGGUAUCGUGGUUGGGCUUUCGGCCUGGGUAUGGAACGCUUGUGCAUGCACCUGUUUGGGGUCGAGGAUAUCCGCCUUUUCUGGUCCAAGGAUCCUCGGUUUUCGGAACAGUUCGCUGAUGGCCGAGUCCGACGAUUCGUCCCUUUCAGCAGCAUGCCUCCUGUCUACAAGGAUAUUUCCUUUUGGGUAAAUGAAGCAACGGACGGAACUUUGAAAGAGUGCAGAAUUGUUUCAGUAGCAGCGGGGACAGAGCCUGAGCAGCGACGCGGUGGAUUCUCUCCAUCGGUUAAAGCGUGUCGACACACUGACGCAGAACUGCUGACUUCGGACGCCACGUCGAAACAAGAAGCCCAUCCGAAAGAGAUUUUUAACGAAAUGAGCUUCUUCGAGAUGUGCCGCGAAGCUGGAGGCGAUUUGGUGGAGUCGGUCAAGUUGGUCGACAGCUUUAUCCACCCCAAAACAAAGAGAAAAAGUUUUUGCUACAGGCUAACAUACAGAGCAAUAGACCGUACGCUCACACACGAAGAAGUGAACGCUCUCCAGGAAGAAGUUUACAGGAGAACGGGACAAAUGUUUGACGUGGACCUGAGGUAACUGCCGAAUCAGUCGGUGGUGCAGGUGUCUCACAGUGCCCUCGUGAUUUUUGCGUGAAUGCUAGAUGCUUCUCGGGUAUUUGCAGAGUCGGAUAUUUCCAGAAAAAAUAGGGUUCCCGUGCUUGGCAGAUUUACUCCGGGGGCCCUCUGAUGCUUUUUCAUGACAUAAGUUGCCCCGUGAACAGGCGAACCGCGCAUGACGUGUUAUGUCACAAGCAUCAGGCAGUCAGACACCACAGGAACUCGUCAUUCCUUG